This is a messenger RNA of Clupea harengus (Atlantic herring), 2106 nucleotides long. It is a transcript of the gene dhx58, whose product is annotated as DEXH (Asp-Glu-X-His) box polypeptide 58. NCBI's taxonomy places the organism in Eukaryota, Metazoa, Chordata, Actinopteri, Clupeiformes, Clupeidae. Bases 147 to 1472 code for a protein of 441 amino acids. Gene Ontology annotation, biological process: cytoplasmic pattern recognition receptor signaling pathway; negative regulation of RIG-I signaling pathway; antiviral innate immune response. The transcript has 8 exons. The record is from RefSeq and is a predicted model, not a curated record. Gene Ontology annotation, cellular component: cytoplasm. Gene Ontology annotation, molecular function: hydrolase activity; DNA binding; zinc ion binding.
UUUCAGUAUCGGUUUCGGUUUUCCUGUAAGCAGACAGGGCCCUUUAAAACGCGAGAGAACCGACUCGGUCUUCAGAAACUGGUCAGCCAAACUGGAGAUCAGCACAGAUUCCUUGUGACCACUAUUUCAUCUUUGAAUCUGAAGAGAUGGCGGAUUUAGGGCUUCGAGAGUACCAGCUUGAAGUGGUUCAGCGGGCCGCGCGGCGAGAGAAUAUCAUCAUCUGGUUGCCAACAGGGGGUGGGAAAACUCGUGCUGCUGUUUUCGUUGCAAAAAGACACCUGGAUACCACACCCAAUGCCAAGGUGGCUGUCCUGGUUAAUAAGGUGCACCUAGUUGUCCAGCACUAUGAAAAUGAGUUCCGUGAUCCCCUGAGGGCCUACUCCGUUGUUCCCAUCAGUGGCGAUUCAGACGAGAAGAACUUUUUUGGGAGCAUGGUACGGGACUCGGACGUGGUCAUCUGCACUGCGCAAAUACUCCAGAACGCUCUCACCAACACUGAGGAGGACAAGCAUGUGGAGCUCACAGCCUUCACGCUGCUCAUCAUCGACGAAUGCCACCACACACACAAGGAUGGUGUGUAUAAUAAGAUAAUGGAGCACUACAUUAAGCGGAAGAUUGAGGGCGAAACACGACUACCGCAGGUCCUGGGCCUUACAGCAUCACCAGGGACAGGUGGUGGAAAGACUCUCGAAAGUGCUAUGAAUCAUGUGCUGCAGAUAUGUGCCAAUCUGGAUUCAGUGAUCGUCUCAACAGAAAACUACAAGCCUGAGCUGACGCAGGUUGUCCCCAGGCCAAGGAAGGAAUACGACAUUGUGGAGAAAAGGCCUCUGGACCCAUUUGAGGACCAUCUGAAGAGCAUGAUGAAAAUGAUCCAUGGCUACAUGGCCGCAGAGGAGCUUAUCCCAUUCCAUGAGUUUGGAACACAGGAGUACGAGGCUGAUGUGGUGCAGCUGGAGAAGAUUGCUGUGGUGAAAGAGAACCGACUGUUGUCUCAGUGUGCAAUCCACCUGCGAAAGUACAACGACGCUCUUCUCAUCAACGACACUGUUCGCAUGGUGGAUGCACUGCAGGUUCUCAAUGAGUUCUACAGAUCCAAAGAAGGUUUUGCCCUGGACGGAACCGAUUUUUUCCUGUCUGGAUUAUUUGAAGAAAAUUAUAUGGAGUUGAAGUUGCUGGCGCAAGACAUGGAUUUUGAGAACCCCAAGUUGAUACGCCUGGAGCAGACCCUUCUGGAGCAGUUUAAAAAGCCCUCAAAGUGCAUCAUCUUCUCAAAGACACGUCAGGCCACCCGCUGUCUCUUAGAGUGGGUGCUUGAAAACACCAAGCUGAUGAAUGCCGGCAUCAAAGCUGCCAUCCUCGUCGGCGCGGGCCCUGGCGAUACUCACAUGACCCAGGUGCUUUAUCACAUGGAAAUUGUAGCUGUAAUAUUAGUCAUUUACACAUUGGAUUCAAUUACCUUGCCAAGGAAAUAGUCACCUUACCCUACUGACGAGUACUCCCACCCAACAUCCCUUACCCUAGGUAGCCUGUGGCAUGCCACCGUAAUGUUUGAUCGCUGUUUAGGUGGAGAUCAGCAGGCUGUUUAGGUAGAGAUCAGCAGGCUGUUUAGGUAGAGAUCAGCAGGCUGUUUAGGUAGAUAUAGGCAGGGUGUUUAGGUAGAGAUCAGCAGGCUGUUUAGGUAGAGAUCAGCAGGCUGUUUAGGUAGAGAUCAGCAGGCUGUUUAGGUAGAGAUCAGCAGGCUGUUUAGGUAGAUAUAGGCAGGGUGUUUAGGUAGAGAUCAGCAGGUUGUUUAGGUAGAGAUCAGCAGGCUGUUUAGGUAGAGAUCAGCAGGCUGUUUAGGUAGAGAUCAGCAGGCUGUUUAGGUAGAGACAUGCCUGUGCUGUUGAGAGAUGUGACUAUUGUGAGGCCCCCUAACCAUAAGCACUAGCAGAACUUAACAUAUUGUACUGUGAAUGACACCAAUUUGAUAACAUGACUUUGGUAUCAGUCGAUGUACAUGUAUAUUUAUUAUAUUUGUUGUAUUGUAUAUUGUAUCCCAGAUGUAGAUGGUGGACAUGGGUUCACUAUUUAUUGUUUGAUUUUGUUUUCUGUAUAUAGGUAUGUGUA